Molecule: messenger RNA, 1086 nt
Organism: Rotaria sp. Silwood2
Lineage: Eukaryota; Metazoa; Rotifera; Eurotatoria; Philodinida; Philodinidae
Source: the annotation of a GenBank genome assembly
AUGUCGUCUUAUAUGGACGUUGAACAAUGUCUCUUUGUCUAUCCGUAUAUGACUACUACUGCACUUCUUUCAAGAUAUUCAUCACAACAGUCGAAUCGUCGUGAAAAUGAUAUCGAACGAUUGAAACGACGUAUUGAAACUCUUGUGAAAUCAAACGAUGAUAAAGAAAGAAAAAUAGAAGAUUUACAAAUUCAAUUAGCUAAAUAUCAUACUAUUACAAUACCACAGAUACCGUCAAUUAACACAAAAAAAGUUGAUAAUUCUGUAAAUAAUCAUAAUAUUCAAAAAUGUUCUUACGAUACAGACGGUGAUGUAUCAGACUCAAAUUCAUUGCCAUCUCUUAAUAGUGAUAAGGAUUCCAAAUUAUCUCAGAAACCUUUAUUACCACAUAAUGAUCAUGAUUCAUUUACAAAUUCACAUCAAAAUCCGUUAAGUAAACUAAAACUUGACAUAUUACAUCGUGCUUCAAGUGCUGAACCAAUGUUAAUUCGAGAAUUCACAAAUACUCCUAUUCGUGAUAUAUCAACUAAAAAACGAACACUGACAUUAAACGAUCGGAUGAAUUAUAAAUAUGAUCAAAGUGGUUAUGUAUCGGAUGGACCAAGUCGAAAAUAUUCUAUUUAUAAAAAAUCUUUAGCAACUAAUUUAGAUAAAAAUAAAUCAUCAAGUGUUAAAGGUUUAAAAAAUAUUUUUGGACGAAUUAUUCGAACAAAUUCAGGACAUUUUAAAGAAGAUGAUGAACAAAAAACACAAACUUCAUUUCAAAAUUACGAUUUAAGAGCGACAAUUAAUUAUGAAAAAAAUUUAUCAAAACAACUUAGACGACAUUUAUCAAUGCGUUUUCAAGAAUUAAUUGGUAAUGAUUUACAAAAUCGUAAAAAUCAAUAUGAAAAAUCUGCUAAUUGUCAACCAUUAACAUUACAUACAAAAAUAAAAUUUUCACGUGGAUUAUUUUCUCAUCGACGAGCACGUUCAAUUGAUAUUGAUAAUCUUAUUUGUCCAAUGAAUGACAAUAACAUAAUUAAUGGUAUAUCUCCAACUCUUAAACUUGUUCUCGCUCAUGAUAGUCCAACAACAGUUGUUUAA